CGUCUGUCCCUGCAGGUCUACGAGACGGAGCUGGAGGAGCUGGAGGAGUUCGAGCACCUCUGCGACUUCUGCCACACCUUCCCCCUGCUCCGGGGCCGCAGCCGCGACUGCGGCGACGACCCCUCGGUCGUGGGGGAGUUCAAGGGUUCCUUCAGGAUCUACCCCCUUCCCGAGGACCCGCGUGUGCCGGCGCCGCCCCGGCAGUUCCGGCAGCUCCCGGCACGGGGCCUCCAGGAGUGUCUGCUCCGGGUCUACAUCGUCAGGGCCUUCGACCUGCAGCCCAAGGACCCCAACGGGAAGUGCGAUCCCUACGUGAAGAUUUCCGUGGGAAAGAAAUCCAUCAACGACCAGGAGAAUUACCUGCCCUGCACCCUGGAGCCUGUCUUUGGGAAGAUGUUCGAGCUGAGCUGCACCCUGCCCCUGGAGAAGGACCUGCGGGUGGCCCUGUACGACUACGACCUGCUGUCCAAGGACGAGAAGAUCGGGGAGACCAUCAUCGACCUGGAGAACCGGUUCCUGUCGCGCUACGGGGCGCGCUGCGGGCUGCCCCAGACCUACUGCGUCUCCGGGCCCAACCAGUGGCGGGACCAGCUCCGCCCUUCCCAGCUGCUCCACCUCUUCUCCCUGCAGCACAGCUACAAGGCUCCCACCUACAAAUCCGACCGGAUCAUCUUCAGGGAUCGGGAGUACGUCCUGUCUGAGCAGGAGGACGGGAAGGCCCCGAACCCGCACCUGGGGCCGGUGGAGGAGCGGCUGGCACUGCUGGCACUGCGGGACCAGGGGCUGGUGCCCGAGCACGUGGAGACGCGGCGGCUGAGCAGCCCCCUGCAGCCUGGCAUCCCUCAGGGAAAGCUGCAGAUGUGGGUGGAUCUGUUCCCCAAAUCCCUGGGGCAUCCCGGGCCCCCUUUCAACAUCAGCCCCCGCAAAGCCAAGAGGUUCUACCUGCGCUGCAUCAUCUGGAACACCAGGGACGUGAUCCUGGACGACCUGAGCGUCACCGGGGAGAAGAUGAGCGACAUCUACGUCAAAGGGUGGUUGGUGGGGCACGAGGAGAACAAGCAGAAGACAGAUGUGCACUACAGGUCCAUGGGGGGAGAGGGCAACUUCAACUGGAGGUUCGUCUUCCCCUUCGACUACCUGCCGGCCGAGCAGGUGUGCCACGUGGCGAGGAAGGAGCAUUUCUGGAGCUUGGACAAGACAGAAAACAAGAUCCCACCACAGCUGAUCCUCCAGAUCUGGGACAACGACAAGUUCUCCUUCGACGACUAUCUGGGCUCCAUCCAGAUGGAUCUCAACAGGAUGCCCAAACCUGCCAAGACGGCUGAGAAGUGCUCCCUGGAGCUGGUGGAUGACACCCUGUCCUCCAACCACUUCGUGUCCCUCUUUGAGCAGAAAACUGUCAAGGGCUGGUGGCCCUGUGGGGCUGAGCAGGACCACAAGAAGAUCCUGGCGGGCAAACUGGAGAUGACUCUGGAGAUCGUGGCGGAGCAGGAGCACGAGGAGCGCCCGGCUGGGAUGGGGAGGGACGAGCCCAACAUGAACCCCAGGCUGGAGGAGCCCAAGCGCCCGGAAACCUCCUUCCUGUGGUUCACCUCCCCCUACAAGACCCUCAAGUACAUCCUGUGGAGGAGGUACAAGUGGGUGCUGAUCCUGCUCAUGCUCCUCUUCAUCCUGCUGCUCUUCCUGGGGAUCUUCAUCUACUCUUUCCCGGUACGGAGCGGGCUGGGAAAGGCUGGGAGAGAUCCCUCGGGAUGGGGGGGAUGGUUCCAGGGCAGGGGGCUGGAAAAUCCAAGGCUGCUCCCUGAGGAACAACCUGGGGGAUCAGGGGGGUCAAAAG
Pseudopipra pipra is the source of this 1837-nucleotide messenger RNA. Its product is annotated as dysferlin-like. The record is from RefSeq and is a predicted model, not a curated record. Gene Ontology annotation, biological process: vesicle fusion; negative regulation of phagocytosis; plasma membrane repair. NCBI's taxonomy places the organism in Eukaryota, Metazoa, Chordata, Aves, Passeriformes, Pipridae. Gene Ontology annotation, cellular component: cytoplasmic vesicle; T-tubule. The transcript is spliced from 13 exons. The annotation marks the transcript as partial.